UGGAUCGACAGGUAAAUAAUCGAUGCAAAUCGCUCGACUGGACUGGACUACUGAACCGGCCACCCACCUAACAAUGCAGCGUCCAUCCCAGCCAACCGAUUCAAUUAAUUCCACCGGACCACCAUCGCCGCCGCUAUGAUCUCUCGAUGCGCAUGCAGUACAAUAGCUCGUUGCUACACCAGUGUGGACCCGGCCAUCUUGCGUGGAGCUCUACCAUUGGUAGCCUUCUGUUUAUCAUGCAGAGGCAUUUUCCUCUUUCACAGAGCUGAGGGCAUCAUCCAUGUUGGCCAUCGCGCGACGCCCAGCCCCUCAAUUGACUUUCAGCUGUCCUGCGGAAAUUCGGAGGCUGGGGAGCAAGGAUCAGCAAGCCACUUUCGAACCGGGGCGCCGCUGAAUCACGUGCGAAUACUGUGUUUGUUGACAUGCUUCGGAGGCUUCAUGCAUCCCGAGGUCUGGCUCCAGAUCGGGUUGGCCGGAAUCGUCCUCCCAUUGAUCGAUGAUUGCUGCACUGCUGACAUGCGUGAGCGUGAACCUUGCUUGGCUGCGUUGUCGCGUCGUGCAACUCGCAGCCGAACGUUUGUGACAGUAGAACGCGUCAUCUACAACCACCCACUCCAUGAACUCAAUCGGCGUGGCUCGGUCUCCAUCCCAGUAAAUACUUGUAGACUCAGUUCUUUGUGGUGUGCCAUGGUGGGAGUCCAAAUAAGUAGAUGUAUCCAGUGGUGCGGAUAAGAACAAAUACCAUGGUUGGGAUCUGCUUCGAACCGUAU
Molecule: messenger RNA, 770 nt
Organism: Aaosphaeria arxii CBS 175.79
Lineage: Eukaryota; Fungi; Ascomycota; Dothideomycetes; Pleosporales
Exons: 1
Coding region: 136-732 (198 amino acids)
Source: RefSeq, a predicted model, not a curated record